Messenger RNA from Papaver somniferum (opium poppy), 591 nucleotides. RefSeq lists its product as uncharacterized. The transcript has a single exon. NCBI's taxonomy places the organism in Eukaryota, Viridiplantae, Streptophyta, Magnoliopsida, Ranunculales, Papaveraceae. The record is from RefSeq and is a predicted model, not a curated record. The coding region runs from base 1 to 591 and encodes 196 amino acids.
AUGACAACAACAACGGACGAUGUGAAGCAAAUUACUGACCUUGAAGUUAAAGAACAAUCUGCGUUUGAAGGUUUCGACAACAACAUGUCUUGGACUGACCUUUAUAUCCUUGUUCAAAAAACACUUGGGUGGGAAAAAGAUGAAACUGAGAUGGAGUUUCAGUUGGCUGGUGGUUAUGACCCUGCUGAACCACAUAAACCCAAAAUCAUCACAAAGCUAUUGUUGAAGAAUAUGAUGACCACGUUUGAAGGAACAACAUCAAAGGAAAGGGAAGGUCAGGUGAUUGAUGAAACAACAGUUAGGCGUACAACCACAACUUAUUUGUUGUAUUCUCUUGGGAACGUUUUCUUUCCCGAUAACUCGGGAAAUAUGAUGAAUGUUCAUUACCUACGCUUGUUGAAGAAUUUGGACGAGAUCAAAAAUUAUUCGUGGGCCACUACAACCCUUGCAUAUUUACUUAACAGCCUAAGAAAGGCCUCUAGGGUUGGAGCUACUGAAAUUGCCGGGAAUGUUGCGCUUCUAAUGGUAAGUUUGGUUACAUUUUUCUUAGUUUGUUAUAUUUUUAGUAAUGUGUCAAUUUUUUAUACUUAA